Messenger RNA from Brassica oleracea var. oleracea, 1542 nucleotides. RefSeq lists its product as uncharacterized. The transcript has 6 exons. Lineage: Eukaryota; Viridiplantae; Streptophyta; Magnoliopsida; Brassicales; Brassicaceae. Bases 1 to 1542 code for a protein of 513 amino acids. The record is from RefSeq and is a predicted model, not a curated record.
AUGGAGUACAUCUUUGAGUACUACCGCUAUACCGAGGCCAAGAAGAUCGCCCUAGCCGCAGCUCAACUGACGGACAAUGCCCUGACUUGGUGGGACAGGGAAGUAGCGAGGUUGGCAGGGUCUAUAGGAUCGAGACUUGGAAUGAGAUGCGAGCUAAACUCCGAGCAAGAGUUCGAGGCUCUCAAGAACAAGCUCAGGACGCGUGAAACCGAAGAAGUUAUGAUGGCUCAGUUCUUGGAAGGUCUUCAAGACCGCAUCGCUCGCAAGGUGGAGAGGCAGACUUACGUCAACUUCAACGAUCUCCUCCACUAUGCCGUCCAGGCCGAGAAGCACAUUAGAAGGAAGAACGCCUCUAGUGCCAGAAACAAGACGCCAUGGGCUCCAUCCGGAUCCAAAGGAGCUGAGAAGAGCAAGUCCGUUGAAGUGGAAAGCCGGGGAAGUGGCACUGCCAGGGACUGUCCGAACAAGCGUGUCAUGAUCCUUAAGGCGGAUGGCGAAUAUGAGUCCCAAGACGAGGCCGAUGUUGAACUGGCUGAAUCGGGAGAUGAGAUAGUGGACUACGCCGAAACUGGUGAGCUACUGGUGGUCAGACGAGCUCUCAGUGCUCUCUUUGAUCCAGAAACCGUCCAACGAGAGAACAUCUUCCAUACGAGGUGUAGCGUGGAGGGCAAGGUAUGUAGUCUAAUUAUUGAUGGUGGCUCUUGCACUAAUGUGGCCAGCAGGUACCUUGUUGACAAGUUAGGGCUAGCCAAGUCGCCACACCCCAGGCCAUACAAGCUUAAAUGGCUCAAUGAUGAGACGGAGCUUAAAAUCUCGGAGCAAGUUGUUGUGCCCUUUUGUAUUGGUAAGUACCAGGACCAGGUGAAGUGUGAUGUGGUUCCUAUGCAAGCUGGACAUCUGCUGUUAGGGAGGCCUUGGCAGAUUGACAAGGAUACCAUUCACCAUGGAAGGACUAACACCUACAGUUUCACCCACAACAACAAGAAGCACAGCCUGGCUCCUCUCAGCCCCCAAGAGGUCUACGAAAUGCAGAGAGCCAUGGACCAGUCUGGGCUGUUUAGUAAAACUAACCUUUUCAUCUCUUCUAGUAAAGUGAUUAAAUCAUUGCAGCAAGAUACACAUCAAGACAUACAUGUGCUACUAAUGGUCUUUAAGGAAGGUUGUUUUGCAGGUUUUGAGGCACCAGAUUGCCCAGCUGAGAUGCAAGUGCUAAUGGACAAGUACAAGGACGCGUUUCCUGAGGAGAUACCAGCCGGCUUACCAACCCUCCGAGGCAUUGAGCAUCAGAUAGACUUUGUGCCCGGCGCCCCACUUCCAAACCGAGCCGCGUACCGAGUCAAUCCGGAGGAGGCUAAGGAGCUGGAGAGACAGGUCCAAGACCUCAUGGACAAGGGGUACAUUCGAGAGAGUCUCAGUCCAUGUGCAGUUCCCGUCCUCUUGGUGCCUAAGAAGGAUGGAACCAGAUCGGCCAUCGUCCGCUCCAUCGCAUCCGCCCAGCCGCCCCAUAGCCGUCGACCCGUCCUGUCCAGUCCGAGUUCUUAA